UUCCAUGGCAUCUCUGAAUUUUCAUUUCACUUCAGAACAUAUUCACUGACAUUUGCUUUCUUUUUCUUCUGAUAAUCAAAGAUGGUGGAGAACACAUCAGGAAGAUCUCAUUCUCACCACCAAGUCUUUGAUGUCUCCAUUAACAUGCACACCCAGAUGAGCAAUGGCUCCAAAUUGCUCGACGACGAUGGUCGUCUUAAGCGAACUGGGACUGUUUGGACUGCGAGUGCACAUAUCAUAACGGCUGUGAUUGGGUCUGGAGUUCUGUCUUUGGCUUGGGCAAUAGCGCAGCUUGGAUGGAUUGCAGGCCCUGCUGUUAUGUUCUUGUUCUCUUUUGUUACUUACUAUACUUCAACUCUUCUCUCUGCCUGUUACCGUUCCGGCGAUUCUGUCACCGGAAAAAGAAACUACACCUACAUGGAUGUUAUUCGGUCUAAUCUUGGUGGUGCUAAGGUCAAAAUAUGUGGAAUUGUUCAGUAUCUGAACCUUUUUGGGGUUGCCAUUGGUUAUACAAUUGCAUCAUCCAUAAGCAUGAUGGCAGUCAAGAGGUCUAAUUGUUUUCACAAGAGUGGAGGCAAGAAUCCAUGCAAAAUGAAUGCAAAUCCUUACAUGAUUGCAUUUGGCAUUGCAGAAAUUAUUUUUUCUCAAAUUCCUGAUUUUGAUCAGCUAUGGUGGCUUUCCAUUCUUGCUGCUGUUAUGUCCUUCACUUACUCGACUAUUGGCCUUGGACUUGGAAUUGCCAAAGUCGCAGAAUCUGGAAAAAUCAUGGGAAGCCUAACUGGAAUUAGUCUUAACAAUGUUACCCCUACCCAAAAAAUUUGGAGAAGCUUCCAAGCUCUUGGAGACAUCGCUUUCGCCUACUCUUACUCCAUGAUCCUCAUUGAAAUUCAGGACACAGUGAAAUCACCACCAUCAGAGGCCAAGACAAUGAAGAAAGCAACACUAAUAAGUGUAGCAGUGACAACGUUUUUCUACAUGCUAUGUGGGUGUUUUGGGUAUGCAGCUUUUGGAGACAUGUCCCCUGGAAAUCUCCUAACUGGGUUUGGUUUUUAUAACCCAUAUUGGCUACUUGAUAUUGCUAAUGUUGCUAUAGUUGUCCACCUUGUUGGUGCAUACCAAGUUUACUGUCAACCACUUUUUUCUUUCAUAGAAAAAACAGCAGCACAAAAAUACCCAGAUAGUGACUUUAUUACCAGAGAUAUCAAAAUCCCAAUUCCUUGCUUGGGUACUUUCAACCUUAACCUCUUCAGAAUGGUGUUUAGGACAGUUUUUGUGAUCUUUACCACUGUAAUUUCAAUGCUCCUUCCUUUCUUUAACGACAUUGUGGGUUUACUUGGAGCUUUAGGGUUUUGGCCAUUAACGGUUUAUUUUCCAGUUGAAAUGUACAUAGCCCAGAAGAAAAUACCAAAAUGGAGCACAAGAUGGCUCUGUCUCCAAAUACUAAGCGGUGCCUGUCUUAUUAUUACUAUAGCUGCUGCUGCUGGCUCCAUUGCUGGUGUUAUUACUGAUCUCAAGACAGUCAAGCCAUUCCAGACUUCUUACUGAAUUAGUAAGAAGAAAAUCUGAAGCUGGAGUUAAUUUAGCAAAAUUUUUAGUUUUUUUUUUAAUCUUUGUUGAAAUUGUAAGUGUAACUCAUGCAUAUAUAUACAUAUGCAAAUGUUGUAUGUUUCAAACAUUUAGUACUGUUAAGUUUCAACUUGCAUUAACA
Molecule: messenger RNA, 1708 nt
Organism: Jatropha curcas
Lineage: Eukaryota; Viridiplantae; Streptophyta; Magnoliopsida; Malpighiales; Euphorbiaceae
Product: amino acid permease 3
Source: RefSeq, a predicted model, not a curated record